Numida meleagris (helmeted guineafowl) is the source of this 3190-nucleotide messenger RNA. RefSeq names its product Rho GTPase activating protein 1 (gene ARHGAP1). The transcript has 13 exons. The coding region runs from base 257 to 1570 and encodes 437 amino acids. NCBI's taxonomy places the organism in Eukaryota, Metazoa, Chordata, Aves, Galliformes, Numididae. The record is from RefSeq and is a predicted model, not a curated record. Gene Ontology annotation, biological process: negative regulation of endocytic recycling; small GTPase-mediated signal transduction. Gene Ontology annotation, cellular component: cytoplasm. Gene Ontology annotation, molecular function: GTPase activator activity.
GGGGAGGUGCCCGAUAGCCGCGGCGCAGCCGGGCGGGAAGAGGCCCGCUUGUGCGCUUGAGCCGCGCUCCUUGGGUGGCCGCAUGCCCAGGGAGAAUCGGUCGCGGGGCUUCGUCUUGUGAAGCCCGGGAACUCCUGAGGUCUGCUGCUGAGUAACUCCUGCUUGGUGGAUUUGUAGUGGGGAGAGGAGCCCUCCCGUGAGGCUGUACCUAUCCUUGUUCUAGACACUGCAAAAUAAACUGCAAUAUUUGGAGACCAUGGCUGCAGACCCACUCUCAGAGCUUCAGGAUGACCUGAACUUGGAUGAUACCAACCAGUCCCUCAGCCAGCUCAAACUAGCCUCCAUCGAUGAUAAGAACUGGCCGGCAGAUGAAGACCCUGCUUUUCCCAAAUCAGAGGACUCCAAAGGCUCCCCUGAGCCUGUCACUCACCUGCGAUGGGAUGAUCCUUACUAUGAUAUCGCCAGGCACCACAUUGUGGAAGUAGCAGGUGAUGACAAAUAUGGAAGGAAAGUCAUUUUGUUCAGUGCCUGCCGGAUGCCCCCAAGUCAUCAGCUUGACCAUGUGAAACUGCUGGGGUACCUGAAAUUCACACUGGACCAGUAUGUGGAAAGUGAUUACACACUUGUGUAUCUACAUCAUGGCCUGACUAGUGAGAACAAGCCAUCCCUGAGCUGGCUGCGGGAUGCCUACAGGGAAUUUGAUCGCAAGUACAAGAAGAACAUCAAAGCCUUGUAUAUUGUGCAUCCAACCAUGUUCAUCAAGACCCUUCUGAUUCUCUUCAAGCCUCUGAUAAGCUUCAAGUUUGGACGAAAGAUUUUUUAUGUGAACUUCCUUAGUGAGCUGGAGGAGUAUGUAAAGCUGGAACAGUUGGGGAUCCCGAGCCAAGUGCUGAAAUACGAUGAAUAUCUCAGAUCCCUCCAGAAACCUUCACAAGUGCCCCAGAAGCCAACACCCCCCCGCCCACCACUGCCAAACCAGCAAUUUGGAGUCUCGCUCCAACAUCUACGGGAGAAGAGCCCUGAUCGGUCUCCUGUUCCUCUGGUGGUCAGAGAGACUAUUGCUCAUUUGCGGGAGCAUGCUCUCACAACAGAAGGGAUUUUCCGGAGAUCAGCAAAUACGCAGGUUGUCAGGGAGGUCCAGCAAAAAUACAACAUGGGUGUGCCGGUAGAUUUCCAACAGUACGAAGAUGUCCACCUCCCUGCUGUGAUUCUCAAGACCUUUUUGAGAGAGCUGCCUGAGCCCCUCCUCACUUUUGGCCUCUACAGCCAUGUUGUCAGCUUCCAGAGUGUGGAAGAAGUGAAUCGUGUGGAUGUCAUUCGCAAAAUACUCCAGAAUCUGCCAGAAGAAAACUACCGUGUGCUCCAUUUACUGACAGCCUUUUUGGUGCAGGUAUCUGCUCACAGUGACAGAAACAAGAUGACAAACACCAACCUGGCAGUUGUGUUUGGCCCAAAUCUGCUGUGGGCCAAAGAUGUAGCCAUCACCCUAAAAGCCAUCAACCCCAUCAAUACCUUUACCAAGUUCCUGCUGGACCACCAGAAGGAGCUCUUUGAGGAUGUGGAGGCCUGAAUCCCGGCCAGCCCACACCCACACACUGUGCCCACCUUCCCACCUUUCCCACCUUGUCUUGGAGCUGUGACCAAGCUGUCUCCAGUAUAAAGGGACUGUUGGUACCCUGGGUGAUGAGCAGAAUGAGGGCUGUGGAGAUGGUGGAGAAAGUGUAAGUAAGCAAGCAGGAGACCUGCUGCUCCAGAUGGAGAUGGGAGCUGGUCUCCCAGCUACUGUGUGGGAGCACACAGUCACCUGCCAGUCUGUGCAGCUCCUCCAGAGCUCAUCACCAGCCUGCUGCCCUAUAAGAUGACCAGCCAUCCUUUCCUCCUUCCCUCACAUACGGCUUUUCUGCCCUCCUGGUCCCUUCUUCAGCAAAGAUCUUUUUUUGUUUAAACUCCCAAUAGCCGCAUCUCACUCCCCUUGCUUCAGCUGGGCUAUCAGGGCUCGGGCAAGAUUCACUGGGUAUGUGGCAGAGAUGUUCUUGCUGUAGGUGCCAUUUCUCCGCACUGAAAGUGCAUCCUACCUUCCCCCAGAGGCAUCUGAAACACUGAAUGGAGCAGGCAGCCCUUGUGCUUCAGGUACUUGUCCUGCACUUGCAAACACCACUUUAGCCACAACUUUUUGGCAGGCAAGUGAAGGAUAGGUUCCACAGGACAUUGGCUGGAUAGACCUGCAAGACUGCAACGCACAGAAGCUGAAUUUAGCCCAAGGCCCUCUGGGGUCACCCACUCCAGGUACUCUUCAGCUUUUGCUGGGGCGAGGUUCCUCCUGUAAUUACCCAGCUCAGGUGUUUCUGUCACUCCAGCAGCAUUUCCAGCCUGGUUGGGAAGGUGCAUGCCAGACCUGGCUGUGCAUGGGUUCUGGCUGGGGCCCCUUCACAGAUGGGAGUCUGCACUGCAAGGAGAAAGUGCCCUGGUGGCACAGAACUGCUGAAACUAUGAAGAUCACUGCCUUUCCCUCUGGCAGCAACACGAGGCCUCUUCUACUCCUUCAGGCACGUGCAUCUGUGCUGACAGACACAGACUGCCUUGGUUGUUUCUUCUCUUCAGUUUGAACAGAACCUUCUCUAGCACAACGUAACAAUGAGCAUGGCCUUAGGGGAAGGUCUAGGGACUGGGGCUAACCCUCACUCUGGAGUGCACCAGGCCUGGUUUACAAGUUUCUGCCCAGGUGCUGAGCACUCAUGUGCCAAAGCUGUGAGGGAACAGCUAUUUCUUGCAGAGGGCAUCGCCUUCUCUCCUCCUCAGUUCCUUUCCCUUCCAUCCUCCCAUGGAAGCCUCAUCUGGUGCAUCCUGUAUGCCAUGGGCACGCCUGGAGAAAUCGGAUUGUCUGCAAGGCAGGCUUAGGGCUGGAUGUGCCUGGUGCCUUCCCAAAGCAGUGCAUCACUGUUGGUGUUGGGGUUGUAGCAUGCAGGUCACCUGAGCUAGAAGAGUUCUCUCUCCUUAGCCUGAGCCUGAUGGGGUGCUCAUGGGGAGCUUCUAGUGUUCUCUGGCGUGUUAUACCUAUGUCUCUUGUGCCCUGCAUGCUUUGGCCAGUCCUGCUUCCUGCUGUAUUUGGCCACAGGGACAUAUGCUUUGGACCAAACAGAACUCAUUUUUUAAAAGCUACUGGAUGCUAAAUAGAAUUUGCUUUUCUGUA